AUGUUAAUUUACUUUUUCUUGUUUCUUAAAUUCAUAUUUGCAAACGUUGUUAUUGAAAAGUUGGUGCUUUACAUCCCACAAACUUCUUCCAGAUAUUAUACGAUUGAUAUUGAUGUGUACAUGGGCCCUUUCGAUCUCAAUACCACGUUUGCUUAUCUAAUGCUAGACAAGCAUAACGAGAAAAGGACUCCGCAUGGAGCAAAGAAGCUUCGCUGGUCAACUGAAACAUUUGAGUACGCUUCUAAUUACUCGAAACAUUACAACUGCUCUGGAAUUUUGGAGCACUCAUACGGUAAAUACGGAGAAAACUUGGCUUACGGAUACUCGCCCGAAGGAGCUGUUGACGCUUGGUACGAUGAAAAAAAGACGUACGUGUAUGGUUCAGAGGAUAUCUACAAUCAUUUCACAGCUAUGAUUUGGAAUAGUGUCAAUUCUGUUGGAUGUGCGUAUAAAAGAUGUCCGAACGAUGCGCUAUAUAUCAUCUGCAGCUAUGAUCCUCCAGGAAAUAUUGUUGGUUACUCUUCUGAAAAUGUUUUCCCACUAAAGGUGGUCACAUAA
This is a messenger RNA of Lodderomyces orthopsilosis Co 90-125, 558 nucleotides long. RefSeq lists its product as uncharacterized. NCBI's taxonomy places the organism in Eukaryota, Fungi, Ascomycota, Pichiomycetes, Serinales, Debaryomycetaceae. The coding region runs from base 1 to 558 and encodes 185 amino acids. The record is from RefSeq and is a predicted model, not a curated record. The transcript has a single exon. Gene Ontology annotation, cellular component: extracellular region.